GUACUCUACUCAAAAACAUGGAAUUUAACGAGAAAUAUAAACGUAAAUUGUUUUGAAAUGAUCAGACGUAUAGAAAAUAGAAUACUCAGUUUAAAAUGGAUUUGAUUCUUUUGUUCUCAAACUUGUUUUGAACUCAUUGAAUUCAGCACAAUAUUUGCCGUUCUCUUAUUGGCUGCAAUGAACGUGCGAAAAGGCGCGCAAACUAACGCGAACUGUGUUUGACUGUCAUGUCGAGGAAGAGCGAUUUUUUUUAAAUAUUAUUUUUUUCAAGAAUCGAAUUUUAAUGUGUAUUAAUUACCGAAAUGGUUAAUGACGUAAAAGAAGAGGGAACUUCGGAUCCAAAGGAUUUGGAGGAGAGUGUCAGCAAGAAACCGCGGAUAGAGAAUGAGACGAGGUCCACUAAAAUUGAAAAAAUUGAUUUGCCAACGAAACCGAAAUCAGAGAAAUGCGUCAAUUGCAUGCAGUUUAUUGAUGAGGUUGUCUUGUAUGAGGGCCAUCCGAAUAAUUCUGUGGAAGAGUAUGUGGCUCUGACUAAUGAGAAACUGUUGCUCUUCACUGGCAAUGAAACCCACAUGGAUCAGCACGAUGAGAGACCAACAAAUAAGAUUACUCAUUUUAACAUAUAUGGGAAAUGUGGACACUUGUGUGCUUUUGACAGUGGACUCAUUGAGACAAAUAAGCUGAUCUAUUUCUCUGGUUAUGUGAAAGCUGUUUAUGAGGAGGAUGACAAUCCUGAUGGAGGAAUUGCAGCUCAUGAUUUGGGUCCUAUCAAUGCUUGGUACACAGCAGGAUAUGAUGGAGGUGAAAAGGCUAUUGUUGGCUUUAGCACAGGUUAUGCUGAGUAUUACUUGAUGGCCCCAGCAGUCCAGUAUGAACCACUGAUGACCAUAGUUAACAGCAAGAUUUCCCUCUCAAAACUUGUAAUAGAAUUCCUAUUGGAUGAGAAUUGGCAGUCUCCAACCUAUGAAGACUUAUUGCAAAGGUUGGAAUCUUCAGGGAAUGAAGACUUGACUGAGGAAGCUUUAUUGAGGCAUGCCCAAUUUGUUUGUGAUCAAGUUGUUAGUUUUGACCAGGCAGCUGAUGAAGGAAAUGAGGAGAAACCAUUGAUUACAGCCCCAUGCAUGAGAGAUCUUGUUAAGAUUGCCGGAGUCACGUUUCGAAAACGGAAAGGCUUUAGAAAACUGGAUAAAGGACAAAUCAAAAGAAAAGUUAAGAAAGAAACUUGGAGCAAAGCUACGACAACGAAACUGGUUCGCGACGUGUUCGAGUCAUUCUUCCCAGAACAAAUUGCUGAUAAUAAAGUCGAACUGAAAGGACCUAAAAAGAAACGAUGCGGUGUAUGCGAGGCUUGUCAAUUACCUGAUUGCGGGUCAUGUAAUCAUUGCAAGGAUAUGCUUAAAUUCGGUGGUACUGGAAGAUCGAAACAAGCCUGUAAAUUAAGAAGGUGUCCAAAUAUGGCAAUCCAAGAUGCGGAAGAAUCUGAUAAUGAAGACAGUGCUGAUGUUGAACCGGAACCGGAAACUGAAGAGCCUUGUUCCAAGAGGAUAAUUCAUGAUGUUACAUGGGCAGAAGAAUCCGUGGAGAACUUCAAUGGAAGAAUUUAUUAUGAGAGUGCUGUAGUUGGUGAACAUAUUAUAAACAAUGAUGACUAUGUGAUGCUGAACUCGGCUGCGCCCGAUCAUCCCUUGGUUGUGGCCAGAGUGUGUUACAUGUGGGACCAAGAACCGGGGGGUCCCACUUUUCACGCACUCAUUUUUACCAGAGGUUCCGAUACCAUCCUUGGAGAAACUGCGGAUCCUCGAGAGGUUUUCUACACGGAUACUUGCGAGAAUUGUCCAUUGGGUAGCAUAGUUUGCAAAGCUGAGGUGCGACGACUUCCAUUUAGCUUUAACUGGUCUAGAAACUUUGAGGCAGGUCUAGCUCCAAUUUUAGAAGAUGACGGAAAGACUUUCCACUAUUCGAAGCAAUACGACCCGGAAAUGGGCAGAUUCGAAGACUAUUUAAUGUCCGACGAAGAGAAUCCUUCGCCGUGUCCGGCUUGCACUCGAAAGCACGACAAAAAUCAUUACAAUACACCAUUCCCGUACGAGAAUGGCAUUUUUUGGCGUGGACAUCGCUUCCUGGUCGGUUCUUGCGUUUACCUGAAUCCUGACGUUUUUAAGUUUGAAAGUGUUCAUGAUUUCUCAGAUGCAGAUGACAAUAAGGAAAUGGAAGACGAAGAAUUGUAUCCGGAAUAUUAUAGGAAAACUUCUGAAGUUAAAGGUUCUAACAAUGAAACUCCGUUACCUUUCUGCAUAGGAAUGAUUGAAGAGCUGAAUACAACUGAAUUGACCAUUGAAGUUAGAAAGUUUUACAGACCUGACAAUAUUAAUAUCGGCAUGUUUUUGUCCUACCAAUCUGAUUUAAAUCAGAUCUUUUACAGCAGCGAACUGAUCUCUCUGCCGUUCAAAGAAGUGACUGGUAAAUGUUUCAUAGUUUACGGCGAUAAUUUGGAUAUGGAAGCGAGCGAAUGGAUUACGAAAGGACCAGAUCGCUUCUACUUUAGGCAAGCUUACAACGCGAAAACUAGGUCCUACGACGACGUACCGUCGAUGGCGAUGAAGAUCGGUCAUCCGAAAAAAGGAAAGGGCAAAGGGAAGGGUAAAAGCAAGUCUGCGGAUUCCGUGCAUUUCGAUUAUCCUCCAAUGUGGGAACAUCUGGAGGUACCAAUGAGGACGAUGGACAUAUUUGCUGGCUGCGGCGGUCUGUCCGAGGGCCUCCAUCAAAGCGGUGUGGCCGAUACUCUAUGGGCUAUUGAGAAGGAACCCGCCGCAGCUCAGGCGUACAAAUUGAAUAAUCCAACCACCAAAGUAUUCACAGACGAUUGUAAUUCCAUACUGAAACAAGUCCUCGAAAAUGCCGACUCCGGAGUAUAUCCGAGACGCGGCGACGUCGAGCUCCUUGUGGGAGGUCCUCCGUGCCAAGGUUUUUCGGGGAUGAAUCGUUUCAACGCCGGACAGUAUUCGCUUUUUAAAAACUCUUUAAUCGUUUCUUAUUUAUCUUAUUGUGAUUAUUAUAGACCAAAGUAUUUUAUCUUAGAGAACGUAAGGAAUUUUGUGUCUUUUAAAAAGAGUCUGGUUUUAAAGUUAACUCUAAGAUGUUUGCUUGCUAUGGACUAUCAAGUGGCAUUUGGCGUUCUGCAAGCUGGUCAUUACGGCGUUCCUCAGACUCGCAGGAGGCUUAUUAUUAUGGCAGCGGCACCUGGCUACAAAUUGCCACAAUAUCCAGAACCUCUUCAUGUUUUUAAUAAAAGAGGAUGUCAGCUUUCCGUUGUAGUUGGUGGACGACGAUACAGCAAUGGAACGAAGUGGAUUUCAUCUGCACCGUUGCGUACGAUCACAGUUCGCGAUGCCAUGGCCGAUUUGCCAGAUAUUAAGAAUGGUGCAUCCAAACAUGAGAUGAUGUACGACAAUGACCCAAUGUCACAUUUCCAAAGAAAAAUCCGUGGCGGGGCGCAAUCCGUAUUGAAGGAUCACAUUUGUAAAGAUAUGGCGCCCCUCGUUGAGGCUAGGAUGGCUCAUGUACCGCUGGCGCCUGGGAGCGACUGGAGGGAUUUACCAAAUAUCGUCGUAAAAUUGAGGGAUGGGUCUUUCGCUAACAAACUGCGAUAUUCCUACAAAAGUAAGAAGCAAACCAAAACACAACCGAAAGGAGUGUGCCAAUGUUCGACGGGGCGUUCCUGCGAUCCCUCCGAUAGGCAAUUCAACACGUUGAUCCCCUGGUGCCUGCCUCACACGGGCGAUCGACACAACCAUUGGGCAGGUCUUUACGGACGCCUCGAAUGGGACGGUUUCUUCUCAACGACAGUUACCAAUCCCGAACCAAUGGGAAAGCAAGGACGAGUAUUGCAUCCCGAUCAGCAUCGCGUCGUUAGCGUAAGGGAAUGCGCACGUUCCCAGGGUUUCCCAGACCGGUAUCAAUUCAGCGGUAGUAUUUUGGAUAAACAUCGACAAGUGGGAAACGCCGUUCCUCCGCCUCUGGGCGCCGCCAUUGGCAGGGAAAUCAGAAAGUCUGUCUUUAUGACGUAUAGACAAGUUUAAUUUAUAGAUUUUUUUUGUACAAAUGAUAAUAAAUAAAGUAAUCGAAUACUGA
Messenger RNA from Nicrophorus vespilloides, 4131 nucleotides. RefSeq names its product DNA (cytosine-5)-methyltransferase PliMCI-like. Lineage: Eukaryota; Metazoa; Arthropoda; Insecta; Coleoptera; Silphidae. Gene Ontology annotation, molecular function: DNA (cytosine-5-)-methyltransferase activity; DNA binding; chromatin binding. The coding region runs from base 303 to 4079 and encodes 1258 amino acids. Gene Ontology annotation, cellular component: nucleus. The record is from RefSeq and is a predicted model, not a curated record. The transcript is spliced from 14 exons.